Molecule: messenger RNA, 3430 nt
Organism: Neogale vison (American mink)
Lineage: Eukaryota; Metazoa; Chordata; Mammalia; Carnivora; Mustelidae
Product: zinc finger BED domain-containing protein 4-like
Molecular function (GO): DNA binding; protein dimerization activity
Source: RefSeq, a predicted model, not a curated record
AUGGAGAAUAACCAGGAAACUCAUCCCAAAAGGGAUGGUGAAUUGGUUUCUGAUAAAAUAAAUUUUAAAAUAGAAGAGGAAGAUGGUGUUCGCAUCCCUAAUCACAGUUUGGAAGGAGUGGCGUUUAAGAGUGAGCAGGACAGGCCCAGAGCGGAGGGAGGUGGAGAGCAGACAGAGGCGAGGGAGGCGGGCGGGGGCUGCGAGCCCCCCGGGCAGUGCCUCCCCACUGACCAGGAGGAGGACUACGGGGCUCUGUUCUCCCAAUACAGCAGCACACUAGACGUGGCCAUGGAGGCCAUGACGCAGCGCCUCCCCGGCCGGGGCGCCGGCUCCAGGAAGAAGUCGCUGGCCUGGAAGCAUUUCUUCAUCUCCCCGCAGGACAGCACGAAAGCCAUCUGCACGUACUGCAUGAAGGAGUUCAGCCGAGGGAAGACCGAGAAGGAUCUGAGCACCAGCUGCCUCAUGAGGCACGUGAGGAGGGCGCACCCCACUGUGCUGGGCCAGGAGAAAGGCGGCGGCCGGCCGGCCCUGCCCUCCCUGUUGCCCCCUACCCUGCGGCUGCCGCCACCGCCCACUGGCGGAGACCUGGGCGCCGCGCGCUCAACCCUCAAGCAGGCCCCAAAGCUGGCGUCCAAGGUGCUGUCCCCCUACGACGUGAUGGAGGAGCCUGUGGUCCCCUCCGAAGAUGUCCCCCCAGACACGUCUGCCCCUGACAGGUAGGGGCGGGAGGAGGCCCUGGGGGGGGGGGCGCUACCUGCCCCCACUGCCAGGUGAGGAGAGCGCGGAGAAGGGGCUGGAGAGAAAACGCCGCUCCCCAAAGGCACAUCCAGGUCCCGCAGGCGGUCGGCUGUGUGGAAGCACUUCUACCUGUCACCGCUAGACAACUCCAAGGCCCUGUGUGUCCACUGCAUGAACGAGUUCAGCCGGGGCAAGAACGGGACGGACCUGUGCACCAGCUGCCUCAUCGGGCACAUGUGGCGGGUGCACCGCUCCAUUGUGCUGCAGGAGAACAGUGGGGGCUGGGGCAUCCCGCCGCCCUACACCGCGCCCCCCACGCUGCUGCCCGCCCUGCCACCUCCCGACAGAGACCUGAGCUCCUCGGUGUCCUCGCCGGGGCAGCCGGCCCAGGCUUCCCCCUCGGCGUCCUCCUCCCCGGACCGGCUGCCCGAGGAGCUGCAGGUGCGUGUGAGCGUGGGAGAUGCGCUGGCGGAGGACACGGCGCCGGCCUCCCACGACCUCGGCGGGGCCUCGCUGGCGUCCUCCCCCGAGAAGCUGCAGGCUGGCGGCCUGAGCCCCUGCCCGCUGGACUAUGGCGCUGGGUCCCAGCAGAGCAAGAAGGUAAUAAAGAGGCUGAAGUCUGAGGUGUGGCAGCAUUUCUCGCUGGCGCCCACCGACAGCCUCAAGGCCGUGUGCCGACACUGCACCUGCGUCAUCAGCCCGGGCCGCAGGGGCGACGUGGGCACCAGCUGUCUGAUGCGGCACCUGUACCUCCAGCACGCGGAUGUCGUGGGCGCCCCAAAAGGCACGCUGGGCGCCAGCCUGGCCAACUCCCCCUAUGCCACGCUGGCCUCCGCAGAAGGCGCCAACUCCAGAUCGACGGACCUGCCCUCCUGGUCCCACUUCUCCAUUUGCUCCGCGGACCCAACGAAGGUCGUGUGCCUGCACUGUGGCCGCACCAUCAGCCGGGGCAAGAAGCCCACCAACCUGGGCACCAGUUGCCUCCUGUGCCACCUGCGGCGGUUCCACAGCGGUGUGCUCAAGGCCGACGUGCCCCAGGCCGCGCAGGCUUCCUCGCCCGGCCAUGGGGGGGGGGCCCUGAGCGCCCAGCUGCCCGGAGCCGCCUCCUUCGAAGACCCCAAUGAGAAGUUCUACGAUUCUUAUCCCGUUGCCAGAAAAAUCACGAGUCUCAUAGCUGAGAUGAUUGCACUUGACCUCCAGCCAUACUCCUUCAUAGACAACGUUGGCUUUAACAGGCUGCUCGAAUACUUGAAACCUCAGUACUCUGCGCCUUCCCCAUCCUACUUCUCGAGGAGGGCCAUCCCAGGGAUGUACAAUAUUGUUAAGCAGGUGGUCCUGUCGCACCUGAAGGAGGCGGAAAGCCGCGUGGUCCACUUCACCUCCGGGAUCUGGAUGAGCAUGCAGACCCGCGAGUACCUGACGCUCACCGCCCACUGGGUCACCUUCGCGUCGUCUGCCCGGCCGUGCGGUGAGGACCACCACGGCUGGGCACUGCUGGACAUGUCGCAGGUGGACGGCGACUACAGCGGCAGCAGCAUCCGGAAGCAGCUGGAGGGCUGGUGGGAGACCUGUGUGACGUCCCGCGGCCUGCAAGUGGGCAUCACAGUCACCGACAACCCGAGCAUCGGGAAGACACUGAGCGAGGGGCAGCAGGCCGGCGUGCAGUGCUUCAGCCACACGGUCAUCCUGGUGGUCAGCGAGGCCCUCAAGAGCCAGCGCAUGGUCCAGAGCCUGCUGAGCACCGCACGGAAGCUGUGCGAACGGGUGCAGCGCUCGCCCCGGGCCAAGGAGAAGCUGGCGGAGCUGCAGAGGGCCUACGGGCUGCCACCGCACCACCUCCUGCAGGACAUCCCUUCCCGGUGGAGCACGUCCUUGCACAUGCUCGAGCGGCUCGUCAAGCAGAAGCAGGCCGUCAACGAGGUGUCGGUCGAGUGCGGCUUCCGGGAGCUCAUCAGCUGCAACCAGUGGUCCGUGUGCCUGGCGCUGAAGCCCUUCCACGCGGCCGGCUGGGAGAUGAGCGCACACGCGUCCACGCUCAGCCAGGUCAUCCCCAUGAUUCACAUCCUGAACCGCAAGAUCGAGAUGCUCUUCGAGGAGACCAUGGUCAUCGACACCAUGCUCAAGUCCCUGAAGGAGGCCAUGGUGAGCCGGCUGGCCGCCACCCUGGGCGACCCGAGGUACAUCUUGGCCACGCUGCUGGACCCGCGUUACAAGGCCUCCCUGUUCUCAGAGGAUGAGGCGGAGAAGCGGGACCUGAUCCGGGAGCUCGAGGCGCUGAACCCUACCUCAGACAAUACGCCUGUCUCCAAUGGCUGCGAUGCGGGCGCCCCCUCGCAGGACGUGGUCGGGGAGGAGAACCUGUGGUCCCUCAUGGCCAAGAUGACGAAGAAGGGCCCCCGGGAGAAGACGAAGGUGCCCGAGGACAUGGUGCUGGCCUACCUGGAGGAGGAGGUACUGGAGCACGGCUGUGACCCCCUCACCUACUGGAACCUGAAGAAGGUGGCCUGGCUGGGCCUGGCCACGCUGGCCGUGCAGUUCUUGGGCUGCCCGCGGAGCAUCGUCCCUCCUGAAAGGCUGUUCAACACACCCACAGAGAACGGCAGCUUCGGCCAGUCCAGGCUCGUGAUGGAACAUUUUGAAAAACUCAUCUUUUUGAAAGAGAAUCUUCCCUUGAUAUACUUCCAGUAUUGAA